AUGGGCUGCCAGUCGGCGUGCUACGAGUGGGCAGACAGCUACGACAGCAAGGAUUGGGACCGCCUACGCAAAUGCAUCGCACCCAGCCUGAAGAUCGACUACACCUCGUUCCUCAACAAGGCGUGGGAGGCGAUGCCGGCCGAUGAGUUUGUCGCCAUGGCCUCUGACCCCGCGGUUCUCGGGAACCCGCUCUUGAAGACGCAGCACUUCAUCGGUGGCACCCGGUGGGAGAAGACGGCGGAGGAUGCGAUCACGGGCUAUCACCAGCUCCGUGUGCCGCAUCAGCGGUACACAGACGCGACACGCUCAAAGGUGGCUGUCAAGGGCCACGCGCACAGCUUCAACAUGCACUGGUACAGGAAGGUGGACGGCGAGUGGAAGUUUGCGGGUCUCUGUCCCGACAUCAGGUGGUUCGAGUAUGACUUCGACAAGGUGUUCGCAGAGGGGCGCGGUGCCUUUGGGGAGGAGCAGCAGCAGGUAGAGGCCGCACACGCAACCGGGAUACCGGCGAAAUAG
Molecule: messenger RNA, 516 nt
Organism: Didymosphaeria variabile
Lineage: Eukaryota; Fungi; Ascomycota; Dothideomycetes; Pleosporales; Didymosphaeriaceae
Gene: SCD1
Product: Scytalone dehydratase
Exons: 2
Coding region: 1-516 (171 amino acids)
Biological process (GO): melanin metabolic process
Molecular function (GO): scytalone dehydratase activity
Source: RefSeq, a predicted model, not a curated record